Messenger RNA from Tilletiopsis washingtonensis, 908 nucleotides. RefSeq names its product glutathione-S-transferase. The record is from RefSeq and is a predicted model, not a curated record. NCBI's taxonomy places the organism in Eukaryota, Fungi, Basidiomycota, Exobasidiomycetes, Entylomatales. Bases 1 to 789 code for a protein of 262 amino acids. The transcript has 7 exons. Gene Ontology annotation, cellular component: cytoplasm.
AUGGCGAGCGUUGACAAGUCGAUCCAUAGCGCUGCCUCUGGCGUCGCGGCCGAGACGGCGGCCAAGCACUCGAAGCCGGCGAGCAACGGCCUUGUGUUCUACUCAGGCUGGUUCUGCCCGUUCGUGGCGCGCGUCUGGAUUGCACUCGAGGAGAAGGGCAUCGACUACGAGUAUCGCGAGAUCAACCCAUACAAGAAGGAGGCGCACUUCCUCGCUAUCAACCCAAAGGGUCUCGUGCCCGCGGUCGAGCACGACGGCGCAGCGAUGUACGAGUCGCUGGUGCUGCUUGAGUAUCUCGAGGAGACCUUCCCUUCCACGGCUCCACUCUUCCCCUCCAAGAAUACAGCGCGCGCACACGUGCGCAUGCAUAUCGACCAAGUCGUCAAGAAGAUCAUGCCGUCGUUCUACAAGACGCUGCAGGCGCAGCAGGAGGAGGAGCAGAAGGAGGCACGCAAGACGCUCACUGCGGCGUUCAAGGAAUACGCCGAGGCGUUCCCGAACAGCUCUAAGCCGUUCCACGGCGGUGACAAGCCAGAUGCUGUCGACGUCGCGCUGGCACCAUGGGCCUGCCGCCUCUUCUUGCUUGAGGAGCACCGUGGCGGGCCAUUCCAGGCAGCCGAGGUCGGCGAGGCGUUCAUCAAGUGGCGCAAGGCGAUUCAAGACUGGCCCUCGGUCAAGGCCGUGCUAUCCACGCCGGAGAAGUACACCGAGGUGUACCAGCGCUACUUGAAUGACGAGGCGAUGAGCGAGGCAGCCAAGGCUACACGAAGCGGCGGCGUGAUCCCGUAGAGCCUGUCGUCUCUCAGAUCGUCGUCAAGCCAUCAUCUUGCCUCCACCAUGUGUGUCCUCCACUCGUUUUGCCUCCAGCUGUCCCGCUGCGUUUCGUUACUCGAUGCACUCGGUCGCCG